UUUUAUGUAUUUUUUUUAUCAAAAUAAUUAAAUUGAAAUGGAAAAAAUGGUCCCUUAACCCAGAGUCAAAUUGUCUAUUUGUAUGGUGGUUAGUGUGUCUACUACUAUUUCUUUACAUUCCCAUUACAUUCUUCUCACCUUCAAAUCUCUUUCCCCUUCAGUCCAAACAACCCUUAACACCUACAAUCUAAUCCAUGUAAUUUUCUCAUUAAUCAUGAUACACUAAACCCACUAUUAUUUUUUUCUUUUUCUCCUAGCUAGGCAUGUAUAUACACAAAUUUAUAUAUAAAACGGUCUCACUGCGUCUUAUACACGGGUUAAAUAGCCAAAUAAUACUUAGUAUUUGAACCUCUUGUUUUGAGGUUGGCUCAGUCUGUCACGAGAUUAGCUACAAUAAUAUAUAGUACCAAUAUAUUUUUAUUGCAAGUCACUGUUAUACUAAUAAGUUUGACAACAUGGGCUUUUUCUUGGGUUGUUUGGGGUGCACAUCGGGCUCUCAGACGAAAUCUGAUGACCGAGAUUUCCCCAAAAAAGUGUCGGUUGAUGAUGAGGCGGUGGCGGAGGUGGUGAAGGUGUUGAAGAGGUUUAGUUGGGCUGAGAUAGAGAAGAUGACUAUGAAUUUCAAAGAAGUGAUUGGUGUAGGAGGAUACAGCACAAUUUACCUUGCUAAGUUUCCUGAUUCAUAUUUAGGUGCAGUCAAGAUUUAUAUAAGUAGUGAAAGGCUUAAUCAAGUGUUUAAGAGUGAAUUAGAGAUCUCCCAAAAACUUCAUCAUGCUAAUAUUGUCAAACUCCUUGGUUAUUGUGAUGAUAGAGAUGAAGGAGUUCUUGUAUAUGAGUACAUACCAAAAGGGAACUUACAAGAAGAACUUCACAACAACAAUGAAAUCCCUUGUACAACCCCACAAAACAAUAAACCCAACAAUUUAAACCCACAAAAACAAAAACUUUCAUGGAAACAGAGGAUUUCCAUAGCAUACCAAUUAGCACAAGCACUAGAAUACCUCCAUGAAAAUGGUGAUCUUCAUAUAGUUCAUGGAGACAUUAAAUCCUCCAAUAUACUCUUAGAUGAAUGUUAUAAUUGUAAACUUUGUGAUUUUGGGUUUUCCAAAAUGGGUUUUUCUUCAAUGAUCAAACCAUUUUCUUCUUCAUCUGGGCUUCCAAUGAUGGGUUCUCCUGGUUACAUGGACCCACAUUACCUUAUGACAGGAAUUGCUUCUAAAAAGAGUGAUCUUUAUAGCUAUGGAGUCAUAUUGUUGGAAAUUAUUACUGGGUUUGAAGCAUUAGUUUGUUCUGGUGUUGAUAAACAGGUUCUUCUUACAACAAUUGUUAGAACUAAGGACAGAUUUGAUGUGGAAAAGGUGGUAAAAAUGGUGGAUCCAUGGAUUGUUAAAGAUGAAGGUUUUGAUAUUGAACAAGUUAAGGCUAUGGCUACCAUUGCAGGAAAUUGUCUUCAUCAUUUGCCUAGUUUAAGGCCUUCUGCUUCAAAUAUUUGCAAGAUUAUUAGAGAAAUAAUGUGUUCUCAUGAAGUGUAGAGGAAAAACAAAUAGGGAUCCCAAUGUGUCGGAUCAGGUGGAUCCAAAUCUAGAUCCGGAUUUGAACCUCAAUCUGCGGGUCCAAAAUUUAGGGAAAUUUGUUAAGACUUAAAAGAGGUUUUUUCUUUGUAGAGACCUCAUGUAUUAGAUGUUACUCAAAUUGAAAGGCUUUUUUCAAUCGCAAUCUAUUCUUGAUAAGGAUAUUGGUCUGUCAUGUCUUCGGCUUGGAUAUGAAAAGAGUCUUUGAGGAGAUUUAAAAUUAGGAUGGAUUUUGUAUAGGUGUUGAGAAGACAGAAGUAUAAAAGAAUUUCUGAUUUGAUGAUACAGAUUGGGAAUGAAUAUUUGCAGUUGAUUUGCAUUUUGGUUUGGUUUGAUAUUGUAAUGAGAGUAAAAGAAAUUGGGUUUCUUUUAGUUUUCUUUAUUUCAUCUUUAAAAAAUUAUGUUAUUUUGUUAUUUUAGUACUCUUUAUUUUUUUAAUUCCUCCAUCAUAGUAAUUGUAUUCUUUAGAGAUACACAAAUUUUGUCGAAACGCGUAUUAAAUAUAUGGACUAAAUAACUCAA
Amaranthus tricolor (Joseph's coat) is the source of this 2093-nucleotide messenger RNA. Its product is annotated as probable receptor-like protein kinase At1g33260. Bases 456 to 1532 code for a protein of 358 amino acids. Gene Ontology annotation, molecular function: ATP binding; protein kinase activity. Lineage: Eukaryota; Viridiplantae; Streptophyta; Magnoliopsida; Caryophyllales; Amaranthaceae. Gene Ontology annotation, biological process: protein phosphorylation. Gene Ontology annotation, cellular component: plasma membrane. The record is from RefSeq and is a predicted model, not a curated record. The transcript is spliced from 2 exons.